Messenger RNA from Oncorhynchus gorbuscha (pink salmon), 2497 nucleotides. Its product is annotated as leucine-rich repeat-containing protein 17-like. The transcript is spliced from 8 exons. Gene Ontology annotation, molecular function: protein binding. The record is from RefSeq and is a predicted model, not a curated record. Lineage: Eukaryota; Metazoa; Chordata; Actinopteri; Salmoniformes; Salmonidae. Bases 355 to 1752 code for a protein of 465 amino acids. Gene Ontology annotation, cellular component: plasma membrane.
AUUCCCCAGGGUCAACAUACAGACUUGGAGAGGAGCACACAAACUGACUCCAGUGCAGCCAGGGGGCAGAGGACACAGAUGUGUUGGAAAACUGAUCUGGAUAUAGUUAAAGCAGAUAGAAGAGGAGACAUAUGGAUCAGAGAGGACCGCAGAAACUGAACUGAGUGCUGGAGAGAUUGAGGUGGAUGAGCUUGUGGCAGCCCUUCCCUUUGGCCAGGAACAGCAGCUGAAUCCCAUUAUAUCAGGCACUGUCAACAUGCAAUCCUCCAUUCCCAUUUUCCAGUAAAACCUCCACUCCACCCACUGCUUCGCUCCAGCUAUCCCAAGCGAGAGGCAGCCCCAGCUGGGCUGAGGAUGCGUGUGACCUCCCCUCUCCUCCUGGCUCUCCUAGUACUCCUGCUGCUCCCACCACCCUCCCAGCUGAGAAAGGCAGGCCAGGGCAGGCGGCUCAAAGUAGGCAGACGCCUCCUCAGACGGGACAGGGUGAGAGGUCAGGGGCGCCAGGGCAGGUCAGGAGACUCCAGGCAUCAGGUCCCUGAAUGCUCAGAGUACAGCGACUCUGAAGACCUCUUCAUGGACUGCCAAGGGCGAAAACUUUCCUCCAUCCCCACUGCCUUAUCCUGGUCACGGGCUCCAGACCACCUCCUGCUGGCCCGUAACCGUAUCCGGGCCCUCCACGACGGGGCCUUCUCUGGCUUCGAGGGCCUGAGGAGCCUGGACCUGCAGCAGAACCGGAUCUCAGUGUUGGAGGAGGGGGUGUUCCUGGGCCUGAUACACCUCACCACCCUUCUGCUGCAGCACAACCGUCUGGGCACGCUCAGCGAGGAGGCUCUCAUCCCCAUGCCAGCCCUGCGCUACCUGCGUCUCCAUGACAACCCCUGGAGCUGCCGCUGCACACUCGACAGCCUGGUUCGCACACUGCAGGUGCCCAGCAACCGUAACCUGGGGAACCAUGCCAGGUGUGCGGAGCCAGUUGGGCUGAGGGGCAGGAAGCUGAGACAGGUGGACCCAGAGCUGCUGUGUGUGGAACUGGAGCCUCCCAGCGACCCCCCAGACCCGCAGGGGGAGGACCAGAGGGACUCCACAUACCCUCUGCAGCCCAUCCCCAUCAGGGGCAAGCCUGACGCCACCACCUCCUGCCAUACCUACCUGUUCCCCACACCCCGACUGGACUGCAGAAGCAGAGAUCUGGUGGAGGUUCCUGCAGACAUCCCAGGGGACAUGGUUCACAUGGACCUGUCCCAAAAUUCCCUCCGGCACCUGAAGGCCAGAGACUUUGUGGAGGCCAGAAGCCUAAGGUCACUCAAUCUCAGCGACAACAACUUGGAGGACAUGGACACAGCCUCCCUGUCUGGCCUUCUACACCUCCAUGAGUUGGACCUUUCCAACAACAACCUGCACUUCUUCCACUAUGGUGUUCUAGAAGACCUCUAUUUCCUGUCCCUACUAAGGUUGGGGGGAAACCCCUGGGUCUGUGACUACAGCAUCCACUACCUGGUGUACUGGCUACGUCUGCACCCAGGGGUGACCCACUCUGGCCUGCUGUGCCACUCCCCUCCUGAGCUCAGAGGAAAGAGUGUGGAGGACUAUGUUCACUCCUACAACAGAGCUUGCAGCCAGACAGAGCACAGUCAGACGGAAUACGGCCAGACAGAUCCAGAAUUGUGGGUCACAUCUAUGGAGCUGCAGGAGGAGAUGGAACCGGCACAUCUGAGAGGACCGCAGAAAUACCACGUCACCAGGUUGAAUUAACAAACGACCCCAGGAUGGAAUGACUGACAUAUUGAACACCUUUAAAUACGUUGUCUUUUUAUAGAGCAUUCAAAUUCAUUCUGUAUCAGAUGGUAAACUUGAACUUUGUUCAAUAUUGUUGUUCCUGCUUUGUCCCAAAAAAUAAGAAAUAACAAUCCAAGUAGAUAUAUUGGAUUGAGCAUAUGUGAGAAUCCAGAAUAUAAAUGUGGUGUAUAGACCGUAUAUCAUUUGGGAAAGAAAAUGGUAUGUACAGUAUUAGGUAUAUUAGGAUGAGCUAUAUCUAGAAUACAAUAUAUACAUACACAGUGAGUAAACAGUAUAUAAAACAGAAUAUGAGGUGACCAGCAUUCAAUACAUAUUUUUGGGGCGGCAGGUGGCCUAGUGGUUAGAGCUUUGGGCCAGUAACCCGAAAGGUUGCUGGAUCGAAUUGACAAGGUAAAAUUCUGUCCUUCUGCCCCUGAACAAGGCAGUUAACCCACUGUUCCUCGGUAGGCCGUCAUUGUAAAUAAGAAUUUGUUCUUAACCGACUUGCCUAGUUAAAUAAAAAUGGCUCUACAUAAAUGGGGCAUUAGUCUGUAGGCCUUGAUUUACUGCAAGUCUACUUUUCACCCAUACCGUUUAUGCCAUUUGCACUCCCAUUGUGAGCCAAUCUGAAUCCAUUUCAUUUUGAGAGCACACAGCAGAACAAUCUCUCUGCCCCCAUGCCUCUUGCUAUUUCCCACAAUUAUAUUAAGAUUUUGCCUUU